Molecule: messenger RNA, 1299 nt
Organism: Penicillium verhagenii
Lineage: Eukaryota; Fungi; Ascomycota; Eurotiomycetes; Eurotiales; Aspergillaceae
Product: thiolase family protein
Exons: 3
Coding region: 1-1299 (432 amino acids)
Biological process (GO): fatty acid beta-oxidation
Molecular function (GO): acetyl-CoA C-acetyltransferase activity
Source: RefSeq, a predicted model, not a curated record
AUGGCGAUCACUACCGGGUUGUCUGUUCGCCUUUCCAAGCGGGCUAUCCUCCCCGCAUUCCGUAGCCAGAGAGAGUUCAGCUCUGCACGUUCUACCUUGAAAGAGAUCCAGGAUGCUUAUAUUAUCAGUGCUUCUCGAACCCCGACAGCUAAGUUCAAUGGUUCUUUCGCAUCUGUGUCAGCACCUGAGCUAGGUGCUAUCGCAAUCAAAUCUGCCCUGAGUAAAUCCAAGAUACCUGUGGAAAAAAUCAGCGAUGUUUAUAUGGGGAAUGUUUUGCAGGGGUCUGUCGGUCAAGCUCCCGCUCGCCAGGCAUCUAUAUUCGCUGGUCUGCCCUCUAUUGUCGAAGCAGUGACCAUCAAUAAGGUUUGCGCAUCGGGUUUGAAGUCAGUGGCAUUGGCUGCUCAAAAUAUUCAACUUGGCUUGGCGGAGGCACAAGUGGCUGGUGGUAUGGAGAACAUGACUCGAGUACCGUACUACAUGCCCCGCUCCAGUCAGCUACCCCCCUUUGGUGAAAUCAAGAUGGAAGAUGGUCUGAUUAAGGAUGGCCUAUGGGAUGUGUACAAUCAGUUUCAUAUGGGUAUUUGCGCUGAGCAGACCGCCAAGAAAUACCAAGUUUCCCGAGAAGAUCAGGACCAGUAUGCCAUUCGCUCAUACGAGCGGGCUCAGCAGGCCUGGAAGGAGAACCGGUUUGCGGACGAGAUUGCCAGUGUCACAGUCAAGAAUAAGAAGGGCGAGACCGUCAUUGAACGAGAUGAGGGUUAUGAGAACUUACGGGUGGACAAGUUGACGAGCCUGAAGCCCGCGUUCCUGCGAGAUGGAACUGGCACCGUUACUGCAGGCAAUGCGUCUACUAUGAAUGAUGGAGCCUCCGCUUUGGUGUUGGUCAACAAAGAUUUGGCCCGGGAAUUUGGCACGGGGGGACGGGUCUUGGCUCGUAUUGUCUCAACUGCCGAUGCUGCCAUUGAUCCGGUGGACUUCCCAGUGGCACCAGCCAAGGCCGUCCCGAUCGCCCUUGAACGGGCUGGUAUCACCAAGGACCAAGUGGCCGUGUGGGAAUUCAAUGAGGCUUUUGCCGCCGUUAUCAAGGCCAAUGAGAAGAUUCUUGGUCUGGAAGAUGCCAAGGUCAACAUGCUCGGCGGUGCUAUCUCUCUGGGUCAUGCUCUAGGCAGCUCUGGAUCUCGUAUCUUGGUGACUCUGCUCCACCAGCUUCAGCCUGGUGAAUAUGGCGUGGCUGCCAUCUGCAAUGGUGGUGGUGCAGCUACUGCUAUGGUUGUGCAGAGAUUGGAUCGCGUGGAGUAG